UUGAAGACUGGAAAAUUACGAUUAGGCUCAAGGCUCAAGAACUUACAGAUGUCAACGGACCGGCUAUUGAAAGUGGCUACUGCACCUAUUGGAGAGCCAUCUGAGUCUCAAAACCCCACGAAUGACGAUCGAUCGUCUGGGAAAAGUUCUCCUUCAGCCAUCAGGUCUCGCUUUCGGGCUGGCGUCCAAGCAGUCACUGCAGCUCAAAGGGUCGUCUCGGGACCAUCCAACCCGACCUUCCACUCCUCACCGACGACCAAUCAUUCAUCCCAACAGCGCUACCAGUGGAACCACACCGGCCCACUCGAACCUGGCAUCAACCCAAACCAACCUCAGCCUCAGUUUGCCCAUCUCUCAAACCAACCGGUCUCCGUCAACCUCGUAGACUAUUCCGACUCACAAGUCCGAUUCCAAUCCUUCGAACCUUCCCUCGCAUCCGAGCUCAAGCGUCUGGAACGCGCCAUCCGCUCUGAACCUAAUCCGUCCACAUCGAACAACCAAGCCCACGAGCAGACUUCCAGGCCCCCAUGGGCUGCUGUGCGAUGGAUUAAUGUCAAUGGUCUCAGCUGGGAAGUGAUCAGGCUACUCGCGAUUCACUAUCAACUACAUCCUCUUGCAGUCGAGGAUUGUCUGCACACAUCGGCUCGCUCUAAGAGCGAGUACUACAAGCAACACCUCUUCGUCCAUGCGGCGGUGCACACCUUAGAAGAAAACCCAGAUCUGCUCAUUCCAUCCACUGCUACUGUUGAGAAGAAGGACUCAAAACCUUCAGCCACCACCGAUCAGCCGUUAGAGGGAGGACUCCUCGAUCCCGAUAUCGACCCUACCGAUUCCGUCCCCACCUAUAAAUCCACCGAUCACACUCACGAAACCGCCGACCAGCCAAUCAUGGACCUCGGCACUGCAACAAAUAUUCAUGGGAUCCCAGGGAAGGAGGUCUUUGAUGCCGAGCGCGAAGUCGUCAGACAACUGACCAAAGAUUACAAGGUCCGAGUUCAUGUCGAGAAAUUGUCGAUAUUCUUGUUACGCGACGGGACUCUGAUCACGAUCUUUUCACACGGCGGGUCCAAGAGCGUCUUACCGAUCCUUGCCAGAUUGAAGUCAAUGGACACCUUGCUCAGAAGCUCGGCGGAUGCGUCGAUGCUACUUCAAGCCGUACUCGAUAUCGUGGUUGACCAAGCCCUGGAUGUCGUCGAAGCGUUCCGCUCUAAGCUGACCGGCCUUGAAGCCAAAGUGCUCGUUUCUCCUGACCUCGAUACCGUGCGGCAUUUGCAUGUGUUGUCUGGGGAACUGUUGCUUCUCAAGCGAACGCUCAAUCCUCUAUCCACUCUAGUCCAUGGAAUCAUGAACCACGAUCCUAGCGAGAGGAAGAUCACCAACUAUCGUGGUACUCAGCGGUCAUCGGAAUCCGAAGGAGGCCCGGCUGAAGAUUUCCGGUCGAUCGAGCCUCGGGCGAGCGCGGCUAACUUAUGCACCGGCUUUCUGUCUUCACAAGCUAAAGUCUAUAUGUCUGAUGUUUUGGACCAUAUAGACAGUGUUUUAAGUUCACUUGAAUUGUUCAGUGGCUUGGCUUCCAAUCUGGUCGAUUUCACAUUCAAUACGAUGAGCUUCUCAACUAACGAAUCGAUGCGACAGCUCAGCAUUGUCACGAUCAUCUUCUUACCCUUGACGUUUCUCACCGGGUAUUUCGGAAUGAACUUUGUGAAGUUUGAUGCCAUUCAAAAAUCAGAUGCCUUUUUCUGGUUUCUAGCGCUGCCGAUCACUACCGUCUUGGUCUUGGUGUUCACCUGUCAAGGAGUCAAGCGAAAGAUGCAAUUAAAAUCAACGGCAUUCAAAGUCCAACUUCAAAAAUAGACCUCUCGCUCAACAUGCAUAGGUAGAUACAGAUACAUACAUACAUACCUGGGGGUUGCUCUUCUUCAAUAACGUUGUCUAGGGAGUGUAUUCCAUGCUUGUAUGGUAAUAAUGUAAUAUAUGGUACUUGGGAAAAAAGAUACUACUUGAAUAGAGUGGGCGAUAGAAGAAUUCCGAGCAGAUUGGCAUCUAUUUUUAUUAAUUUUAUCGAUUGUCUUUUUUUUUUCUCUUGAUGUUUCUUUGUUUUCAUGCAUCUGUACACCCACUUGUAAAAUUGUUGUUUCAUUGCACGACCUGGGGAUAUUGACCUUCUUUAUUGUGUCUUGUAUGACUUCAUGUAGCGGUCCACUGUGUAACUGUAACAAAAAAAAAACGGGGCUUGAUGUAACUUAGAUAACUACAAGGCUUGUAGAUUCAGUGUGGGUUGUUUCUCACUCGACUAUGUGUUUUUUUCUUCUAUCGUCAUCAUCAUCAUCCAUGUGGGAAAGAUGCAAGACAGAAAACAAGCUGGCUCAGUUGGGUUUGAUGAAUGUUAUGUUGGUGAAAUGAAAUAACUACUUUUUGGACUUCACGU
Messenger RNA from Puccinia graminis f. sp. tritici CRL 75-36-700-3, 2428 nucleotides. RefSeq lists its product as uncharacterized. The coding region runs from base 49 to 1854 and encodes 601 amino acids. NCBI's taxonomy places the organism in Eukaryota, Fungi, Basidiomycota, Pucciniomycetes, Pucciniales, Pucciniaceae. Gene Ontology annotation, biological process: metal ion transport; transmembrane transport. Gene Ontology annotation, cellular component: membrane. The transcript has 10 exons. Gene Ontology annotation, molecular function: magnesium ion binding; magnesium ion transmembrane transporter activity; cobalt ion binding. The record is from RefSeq and is a predicted model, not a curated record.